Messenger RNA from Acaulospora colombiana, 1013 nucleotides. The record is from the annotation of a GenBank genome assembly. NCBI's taxonomy places the organism in Eukaryota, Fungi, Glomeromycota, Glomeromycetes, Diversisporales, Acaulosporaceae.
CUGUCGCACCUACCGUGAUUGCAACCGCAACCGCUACACGCGCGACUGUGGCCACCGACAUCACCAGGAUCGUCGCCACGACAUCCAGCACAAACACUACAAAGAUUGCCAGUACCUCUUCCACGAAGGCAUCCACUACCGUCACCAACUCUACUUCCACCAAACCAACUUCCACCCCCACCCAGACCCCUGAUCCCACAGUCAUUCUCGAUGGACCACGAACUACUGAUAUCUUUGCCAACGGAGAGCAAGUCAUCAGAAAUGCCACCCUCAAUGCCACCGACAUUCAAGGCGAUAUCUUGGUCGGCAUGAAGAAGAAACUUGAAUUGUUCUACUUCUUCACCAUCAAUAACCCAGAAUCAUUCAAAAAGAAGCUCCACAACCAAGUUGUUCAACGAAUCACGAAUACCCUGCAACUCCUCAACGUCGCAUCUCAGCCCGUCGUUUGUCUCAACCUUGCCUUCUCUCAAAGUGGUCUCACAAAGCUCGGAAUCACCGCUAACUUGGCAGACACUCCUUUCGCUAAGGGACAGACCGUUGACGCCAACAAUUUAGGGGAUCCUGGAACUAAGAAUUGGGUACCACAGUUUAUUGGAACCAAGAUUCAUGGUGUCUUCUUGAUCGCCUCCGAUACUAUGACGAACAUCAAUGCAAUGGUCUCUUGGUUAAACUCGGUCUAUGGAACUGAUAUAACCAACGUCUACUCGCUCCAGGGUAACAUUCGACCUCCACCCUAUGAUGGACACGAAAUCGCUGGGUUCAACAUCAACCCCGUUCCUGGUCAACAACUUAUUUCUCCUGGUGUCAUCUUGGUUGGCGAGCCUGGUGAUACCCUCGCAAGCUCCCGACCAUCCUGGGCAAAAGAUGGCUCUUUCCUCGUAUUCAGGCAACUGAAGCAGCUCGUUCCUGAAUGGGACUGGUGGCUCAAGAAGGUUGCCCCACCCAUUUCUGGAAUGACCCAGGACGAAAGCGCAGAGCUAUUGGGAGCCAGAAUCAUGGGUCGAUGGAAGAGU